GGUCCCUCCUCUAAUCUGAGGCCUGUUGUCUGUGUCAUGCUGAUCAGGAAGCAGUUUGUUGCUGCAGACUGGAGGCAUGGCCACGUUUUUCGGAGAGGUUUUGUCGGUGUUCAGCCGGGCAGUGGAUGAUGAGGAGGAAGAUGAUAAAGAAGAAGAGGAUGAGGAGGACAGAGAGAUCAAGAGAGAGCUGGAAAAGAAAAGGGAGGUGACGCUGACCUGGAGCCCCGAGACCAGCGCAGCUAUCGAGGACUCUCCUGAACACAGGCUCAGUUGCUCCAGUCUGAUUCUGGCUGUCGGUGACAAUGCUACAGGGUUUGUGUCUUCCCAUAUCCUGAGCUCUGGGAGUUGGGAAGUCUCCGGACAUAUAACGUUAUGGAAUGAGAGGUGUCGGGAGCACGCGCCCAGAUCUGACACUACCCCGUCUUCCUGCGUCUUCUACCGCUGCAUCACAGACCCCACGGUGAUCCUGUGUCAGUGUUUCUGUUACGUGGCCGAGGACCAGCAGUUCCAGUGGUGUGAGAAGGUCCUCGGCUGUCUACAGAAAGACAAUUUAAAGGUGACUAUCCUGUCCACCUGCCCGGUGUCUGACUACAAAACCCCAGAAUCCACGUACAACCUCCCAGUCCCCUUUCUGAAGGUGCUGAAGACCAAACACUACACGAAUGGGACUCCCUGCGGCCCCCUGGAGCAGCCGAAUAUCGCGGAUGGGCUCCCCGCCGCUGUGAUGGCGCACUGUCAGGUGUGGAGGAUUCCCGCCAUCUAUUAUCAGUGCUACACAGACAUCACCAAACUGGAUUCCGUCACCAUGGAGGCUUUCCGGUCAGUCCUAUCCUGCCAGAGUAUGAGCCUUCUGGCUGCGAAAUCUGAAAAUAUUUUAGAAACCCUGAGGAACAGCAUGAGAACGACUGAAGUGCAGAGCAACCUGUACAUAUAG
This is a messenger RNA of Nanorana parkeri, 934 nucleotides long. RefSeq names its product proteasome assembly chaperone 1 (gene PSMG1). Gene Ontology annotation, molecular function: proteasome binding. The record is from RefSeq and is a predicted model, not a curated record. The coding region runs from base 77 to 934 and encodes 285 amino acids. Gene Ontology annotation, cellular component: endoplasmic reticulum. Gene Ontology annotation, biological process: proteasome core complex assembly. NCBI's taxonomy places the organism in Eukaryota, Metazoa, Chordata, Amphibia, Anura, Dicroglossidae. The transcript is spliced from 7 exons.